Molecule: messenger RNA, 2625 nt
Organism: Metopolophium dirhodum (rose-grain aphid)
Lineage: Eukaryota; Metazoa; Arthropoda; Insecta; Hemiptera; Aphididae
Product: juvenile hormone esterase-like
Exons: 8
Coding region: 766-2442 (558 amino acids)
Source: RefSeq, a predicted model, not a curated record
AUCGAGUAUGAAAAAUACGCCACAUACGUUUCAAUUAUGAGUGCGUUCAAUUUUAAUAGGAUGUCACCACACUUCAGUUUCCUUUUACACUCUGAACCACUCACCUUUGUGCUGUCAGCUUUUUAUAUUAGAGUUAAUUGAUCUAUUACCAUACUUGAGGUUAAUACGAGUUAAUUUGUUUUCUUACGUUGGUUUUUUUUAUGAUAUUUAUAUUUUUUAUGCAAUUUAUUAGCAUUUUAAAUUGUAAAAUUUUAGAUACUUAUAACUUUCAUAAAUACUGAAACGUCGUAAAAAAUCCGACGUAAGAACAAAGAUAAUGUUCUGAGCAUUAAGUUAUACCACAGGUCAGUUCACUCUAAUAUUAAAGCUAACAACAUAAGGUUGGUUCUGCUGAACAUAAAUAUGCCAUGUGGCGCGUGGGCCAGAGAGAGAAAACAAUAAUAUUGCACUGACAUUCUCUUAACAAAAAUUUUAAUUCAAAAAUAAAUGUGUAUAAAAAUCGAAAUUGUUAAUUUUUUUUCUCAUAUUAUAAUUAUAUUAUUUCUUAUUGAUGUGGAAGGUAUUAAUAAUUGAUAACUCAAUCUUAUUACAAUAUUACAUCAUCAAUGUAAACCAUACAACUAUACAAGCAUUUUUUAUCAAUAUAUUUGGAAUAAAAAUCGUAGUGGAAAAACAUCGGAACCAUCGUCAAAAUAUAACAAUUUACUACAAGGGCGUCAUUUAAGUGUUCAACAGAGAGGGGCAAAACUUACCAUAAAGAUCAACAUGAGAUGUAUUUAUAUCGUAUGGAUACUUUUUUUAAAAUUGGUGUGCUGUGAGUUAGAAGUUAGAAUUGCGGAUGGAAUUCUCAAAGGGCAAGUUCUACAGUCGAGAGAUGGACGGACUUAUUACUCCUAUACCGGGAUACCAUAUGCAAGACCACCAAUUGGAGAAUUAAGGUUUAAGGCACCACAACCAGUUGAACCUUGGAACGGAAAAUUGGAUGCCUCGAGAGAAUCGAACAAAAUAUGCAUUCAAAAUAAUGUCGCAGAUAGCCACGAAGAUUGUUUGUACUUAAACGUGUUCACUCCAAAAGUUGAUAAAAAGUUUUUACCAGUAAUGUUUUGGAUUCACGGUGGUAUGUUUUCCCGUGGCCGUGGUGGGCCUGGCAUACACGGACCUGAAUAUUUUAUGGACAAAGACGUGCUACUUGUCACUAUAAAUUAUAGGCUCGGUGUAUUAGGGUUUCUUAGUACCGAGGAUGAUGUGAUACCCGGAAACUAUGGAAUGAAAGAUCAAGUAAUGGCUUUACGUUGGGUACAAAAAAACAUCAUUCAUUUCAACGGUGAUCCUAGCCAAGUGACAAUAUUUGGCGAAAGCACAGGAGGCGCUAGUACAGGAUUUCAUAUGUUAUCACCAAUGAGUAAAGGUCUUUUUCAUAAAGUUAUACUUCAAAGUGGUAGUCCAGUUUGUAAAUGGGCUGUUUCGCCUAUUGGACUUCCUCGUAAACGCGCUCACGCGGUAGCACUUAUCGCUGGGUGUAAUUUCGAUACUUCCGAGGACAUAUUGCAAUGCUUGAGAAAACUUUCAGCCGACUAUAUUAUCGAUCUUCAAAACAGAUUAUAUGCAUGGCUUUCACAUCCGUGUAUACAGUUUAAUCCUGUCGUCGAAAAUUGUGAUUCUGGCCAAGAAGCAUUUCUCUGUCAUCAUCCUAUAUACGAUUUUAAACAAGAGUCGUUUGUACCUGCUAUUGUUGGUCUGAAUUCAGCUGAAGGUGGUCUGUUUGUGGCUUCCCUGUACAACAGCACUUCUUUGAUGUACACUGAGUUCCAGACGUAUUUCAACCGUAUAUUAUCAAUUAUGCUAUUUUAUUACCAGUACACUAGACCGGAAGAUUUAGACGAAAUCGGAGAAAGAGUGUUGAAAGAAUAUUUUCCAUCAGGAAGAUUGGACGACAAUACACAUUCGAAUGCGGUUAACAUGAUAGGCGAUGGAUGUUUUACUCACUGCAUAGUUGAUAUGGCAAAAAAAUUGUCGUCGCCAGUCUACAGUUAUUAUUACGAUUAUCAAAAUGAGUUUUCGUAUAACAAACUAUUUGGCUCAUGCCAAAAAAGUCUAGGAGUCACUCACGCGGAUGAACUAAACAGUCUGUUUAAAAAUAGUAAUUUAAACCCAAACGAUUUAAACGCGGACGAUCUCAAAGUUUCCAGACUAAUGGUCAAUAUUUGGUAUAGAUUUGCGAUUUCUGAGACUCCUACUAUUGACGGGACAGAUACCGGGACUGCUUGGCCAAAAUUUACUUACGAUGAACAAUUUAGCGUUUUACACAUUGAUUCAGCGCAACCAAAAAUCAUACAAAAUCCAUUCGACGAGAAAUAUAAAUUCUGGAACCAACUGCCUUACAAUUUUCGUCUAAAUCAAACGAUGUCACGAAAAAUAGCAGACAUAAAAACUGAACUAUAGUUUUACUAUCGUAUACAUUGGAAAUUGGAUAGUAUAAAUAUCGAGUAAAUAGGUAGCAGAGGUACUUAUUUAUGUAUUUACUAAACACUUUUAAGUUUUGAACAUUCAUGGAUUCAUACCUAUAUCUAGCACAAUACAUAUUAUAAACUAUAUUAUAUUAAAAAAAAAAAUUGUCAUGAUAUU